GUCUGGGUCAGGGGGCGGGACACACGAUCUUAUAGUAUACACUGUAUAUCGGACAGGUGUAUUCCAUUCUUACUCUUCGUCUCCAUCAGUUACAGUGUUCACGCAUCAUCACCAUCCUAAAUUUAAUAAAAUUAUUUUUUAACUCCUUGUAUUCCUCGAUUGUCCUUAAAAAAAUUUAAUCAAAUUUUUAAAUCCGCUUGUGACGAUUUUUUUUUUUUUAAGUGAUAAAAAUUUUUCAGUUAAAUGAUAGAAAAAUUUUUUCAAAAUUAGAAAAUUUUUUAAAAAAAUUUUAAAUUUAUCUCGAGUGAAUUUUUGUGACAGUGAUUAGAGUGGAGUGAUAAUUUGUAAAAGAUAACCAAAUUAGUGUGAAAAGUUAUCAGUAUUACGGAAUCACGGAAUGCGGUUUUAUCAUAUUAUUUUAAUAUGUCUCCUACUUGGUGGGGUGACAUCGGAAGAUGUAGAAGUAGUAGAAGCGAUUCCUGGCGAUGAUAAUCGUUCCGAGUCGUCUUUAAAUCGUCAAGAUGAUGCGAACACAGCUGAUCAACUGGCUCUGGAGUCCCUGGGUGGCGCCACUGGUUCUGGCAACAGUAACAAUCCCAACAAUCCAGGUGUUAACAACCCCGGUAAUAGUUUAUCUUCACCAAUUCGUGGGAAUGUCGGUCAAAAUCGCCACAAUGUUGCCUAUCAUGGUCCACCUCCCCCGCCCCCGCAGUCGUCCAACAAACCGGUUCAAACAGAAGCCCUUGACAAGAUUUUCACGACUGGAAAUGGCGUAAGCAAUGAUUGGCCAGCAUCCUCACCCGAUAUGCCUAAAAUAGUAUCGUUGGAUGUUAAGUGUGAGAAAAAUCUAAUGAAGAUAUUCCUCGGUUUCGACAAACCAUUUUAUGGAAUAGUCUUUAGUAAAGGGCAUUACAGUAACAUUAACUGUGUUCACUUACCCGCGGGAUUGGGCCGUACCUCGGUUAAUUUCGAAAUUGGUAUACAUGCGUGUGGUACCGCGGGUAAUACCGAAAACGGUUUGUACGGUUAUGGAGCCGAAUCCGGUUCGGGAACAUACUUUGAAAAUAUAAUCGUCGUACAGUAUGAUCCACAAGUUCAAGAAGUCUGGGAUCAAGCACGUAAAUUGCGAUGUACUUGGCACGACUUGUAUGAAAAGUCGGUAACAUUUCGUCCAUUUCCCGUUGAUAUGUUGGAUGUCGUACGUGCCGAUUUUGCUGGGGACAAUGUCGGUUGCUGGAUGCAAAUUCAAGUUGGCAAAGGACCAUGGGCUUCAGAAGUAUCGGGACUUGUUAAAAUUGGCCAGACUAUGACCAUGGUACUUGCUAUCAAAGAUGACGAAGCUAAAUUCGACAUGCUUGUGCGCAAUUGUAUGGCGCAUGAUGGAAAACGGGCGCCAAUUCAAUUAGUCGAUCAGAAGGGUUGUAUCACUCGGCCAAAAUUGAUGUCGCGGUUUACGAAAAUUAAAAAUUUUGGCGCCAGUGCUUCAGUUCUAUCUUACGCUCAUUUCCAAGCUUUUAAAUUUCCCGAUUCAAUGGAAGUACACUUUCAAUGUACGAUACAAAUUUGUCGGUACCAUUGUCCGGAUCAGUGCUCAGAAAAUGGUCCACUUGAUCCGGGACCAGGAUUACUUGAGAAUUCUCAUCCUGACGUAAGCUAUGGAUUACCGCCGCCAUUGCCAUUGGAAGCUUACCUUCAAGCUGGUGCUGGUCGUCCUCGGGAUGAAAGACGACGUAAAUCAAGAGAAAUAAACCCUCUGGCGCCCACUACAUCGUCAUUGACAACUGUUGGUGUCAAUCGUAUUAUUAGAGUCGUUUCUACCGGUGAUUUGACGUUUGCCAUCGACGAAAAGACGGAGGACAACAAUAAUGAGGACGAAACUGUAGUUUCUCCUGUCCGCGAAGCAGCACCAAAUUCUUCGACGUUGAUCUGUAUGACGACGCCUAAAUUUGCUUUUACUCUGAUUAUAUUAUUAGCUAUUCUACUAUUCUCAUGCAUACUGUCGGCGUAUUUGUGGAUUAGAUUACGACCAACCACUAAAAAGAAAUGUAUUGUAGCUGCUUAUGUUACGAAAAAACCUAAAACGUGUUUCUAUUCUUAGACGACUAGUUAAGUUUAUUGUAAGCAUUUUAUCAAAAUGGUUUUUAUACUUAUUUAUUUUAUAAUUUUGUAUAUAAAUUUAUAAAUCGGGGAUUAAUAUUUGGGGAAGAACGGGGUAAAAUGGGCUGGCAAAAAAUUUAAACAGCAGCAAUUUUGAUUACUAAUUGUCUUGAGCGAAUUAAGCGAAAUACUAUAUUUAUAUAUAUUUUUAUUAUAGAUCUCGACUUAGAUUGCCUCUAGGAUUCAAACUUUGAAAAUAUGACUGCAGAAAUUGUUUAAUUUUAUUUUUCAACGAAGAUUAUUAUUUGCACCCUUAAUGGUCAUUUUUAACUCGGAACUUCAGUAUCUAAUUUUUCAAAUUUUAAACUCCAUAUAUCUCAGUAACUAUUAUGUUUUUGAAAAAAGUAUAUGAAACCUUUUUUGCUGAAAAUUUGAAAAGCUAUCAAAAAGGUCUCUUGUAAUUUUUUGAAAAACUCAAAAUUUAAAGAAAUAUUUGCAAAAAACAUCACCAAUAAAAUUUCAGACUCGAAAUUCCUGUAUCUAAUUCUUCUAAUUUUAAACUCUAUAUAUCUCAAUAACUAUUAUGUUUUUGAUAAAAGUAUAAGAUACCUUUUUUGUAGAGAAUUUAAAGAGCUAUCAAAAAGAUUUCUUGUAAUUUUUUGAAAAACUCAAAAUUUAAAGAGAUAUUUGCAAAAAACAUCACCCACAAAAUUUCAGAAUCAAAAUUCCUGUAUCUUGUUCUCCUAAUUUUAAACUUCAUAUAUCUCAGUAACUAUCAUGUUUUUGAAAAAAGUAUAACACACCUUUUUUAUAGAAAGUUUAAAGGGCUACAAAAAAGGUAUCUUACAAUUUUUUGAAAAACUCAAUAUUUACAGAGUUAUUUUAAAAAAACCAAUUACACUUAAUGACAACUUUAAAAUCUCCAAUCGAAAAUUUUUCCCCUUUUAAAGUUUACCUCUAUUAAAUUUAUCACUUAAAUUUUCACAGCUCAAAGAUACCGUGUCCUUUAGAUCCUUUGUCCAUUGAAAUUCCCGCCAGUGUGACCGCUGAGGGUUAAAUAAUAAUAUUCUUCAUUCUAUAUAAUUUUUUAUUACACGAUACACGUAGAGACAUAAAUUUUUUUACACACCAUGGGUAAAAAAGUAAUAGCUCAACCAAUAUAUAUAUAUACAUAUAUAAAAAAUUUUAUUUUAUAAAUUUUUAUCGAGGCACUUAAUUCAAAUUAAGUUUAAUGCCUCUUCAAAAAAAAUAUAAAUAUUAAAAAAUUGUUGCAGUUUAUUUAAAUAAAAAAAAAAAUCAUUAUUUUAUUAACGUUCCCAUUUUCGGCCGGCUUCCCCUUAUUUAUAUUUAUAUAUAGUAAUAAUAUGUGUCGCUGGUAAAACGUUCGUCCUACCUCAUUCUUACACGGCUCGUUGAAUGUCGUGACGUACGUGGUGCACUCGAGGCUAUAAAAUACCUUGGUGGAGGCACGAUUUCAUAUAUAUAUGUAUACAUAUACAUAUAUAUAUAUAUAUUAAGAGUACAUGUUAUAAGCAUGUAUACAUGGAUGUAUGUUUAGUAUGGAUUGAAAUGUGUGUACAUGUGUAUAUUUAAAUCCCAUUACACAUAUGAUUGUUAAUGCUUGCACGUGACCUCAAAGAGGAUGCGCACCUGACCCUUAGGCUGAUCUUGUGAAAGGGAGACUUCCCGAUAGGGAGGUCAGUGAGCCAACUGGAUAUUUUAUAACGUCGUGCUUAACAAAUGGAUUAUUUUAAUAUGAUAUAUGGGUGCAGAUAAGCAGUAACAUGUCCACCCAUAAAAAAAUAAUUUUUUAUAUUUUUGUGCCAAAUCAUUCCUUAGUAACUUUAAAAUUUUUUUUGAAUUAUAAAAUUUAAAAAUUGUUGACGAAUAAAUUAUCUGGAUAAAAAUUUUUAGAUAAUGGGUUAAGAUGGACCACAAGUGUGAUCGCCUAAAAAAAAUAUAUAAAUAUAUAUAUAAUAUGUAUAAGUAAUAUAUUUGUAAUAUCAAACUUUUGGCAGAUUUUCGUAUAUAUUUUAUAUAUAUUUUCAUACAUGCAUUCCUUAUAUAUUAAAAGAUAUAUUAUUAAUAUAUUUAAAUUAUAUUUAAAAUAUAUACGAAAAUCGGCAAAGAGUUAACUAUUAAAAAUAUAUUUUUUUAUACAUAUUUUAUAUAUAUUUUUUUUAUAAAUUUUUUUCAUGGGGGUAUAUAGUGUAACUUAUUGUAACAUUAUAUUCUUAUUUAUCAUCGUAUAGUAUCUUAUUUUUUAAGGUUGUCAGGCGGUAAUAUAAAAAUGAUUAAAUCAAAAUUUAAUCGUUUAAAUGGGUCAAGUGCUCCGGUUUUAAUUUGAGGUCGUUCUUGCAAUAUUGUUAUUAUUUAAAAAAAAAAAAAAAAUAAAUGUGUUUUAUUUAUUAUAUAAUUACUUCGCAAAAUUUUGAGACCUAAUUUCGAGGAUCUAAAUUUCCUACUCAAAUUUUAGUAAGAAAAUUUUAAAAGAAAGUCAAAUUUUUUUUUACAAAUUUAUUUCAUUUUUUUUAAAUAUUUAUUAUAUAUACUAGGUAUUUAAAAAUUUGAAAUUAAUUGUAGAUUGUUAAGUAGGUGAACUAGGAAAUUUAAAUCCUGCAUUCGAGACUACGUAGCCGUGAUUUUGUUCAUUAUUUAAAUCGAUUUUCGAUGGAGACCAAAAUUAAUAGAAAUUAGAUUUCGUAAAUUUUCAAUUUUUUUCCUUUACCGGGAAGGGGAAGACUUCAAAAUAUUACUAAAGUUUGAGAAAAAAUUUUUAAAUGAAAAUGGCGCGUCAAAUAUUUGGAACAAAAAAUCGUAGCGAAUUUUGGAAUUUCAAAUUUGACGCAUUAAUAAUUUUAGCCUAUUAAUUAUUUCAUCCCUUCUCUCAAACUUAAUACCAAAAUUUGGUCUCAGUAAUAAAAUAUAUAACCGUUUCAAUUAAAUUAAAAUUAUAUAAAUUAUACAUAAUAGUCGCCAGUAUUUAUUUAUUGGAAAUUUAUAUAUAUAAUAUUAAAUAAACUUAUCUUGUCAAUU
Microplitis demolitor is the source of this 5133-nucleotide messenger RNA. RefSeq lists its product as uncharacterized. Bases 398 to 2098 code for a protein of 566 amino acids. The transcript has 3 exons. Lineage: Eukaryota; Metazoa; Arthropoda; Insecta; Hymenoptera; Braconidae. The record is from RefSeq and is a predicted model, not a curated record.